Molecule: messenger RNA, 747 nt
Organism: Alternaria atra
Lineage: Eukaryota; Fungi; Ascomycota; Dothideomycetes; Pleosporales; Pleosporaceae
Exons: 1
Coding region: 1-747 (248 amino acids)
Source: RefSeq, a predicted model, not a curated record
AUGGAACCGCGCCGACCAGUAUCAGAGCAGCGCUCACGACCAUCCCGACAACAAUCCACCACCUCAUCAUCAGAAAACUCCAAGAGUAGAUCACAGAGCCGUGGCCACGGUUCAAAACCCUCAUCGCGGCGUACUUCCUGCACAAUCGUAGACCCAUCAAGACCGGCGCGCCACUACCGAAUGAAGAGUCACCAAACGCCCCCCACAGCAACCAGCCAAGACAUUGACGACGUACUCGCGCUCCACUUCCGCAGCUGCAGCAUCUUUACAAACCCAUCCUACCACUCAAACUCCGGACUACCCAGCCCAACCUUAUCGCAAGGUGAUGCAACCUUUGGUUUUCCCAGCGCAGCAACGCGCUUCAGUUCAGACAGUCUGCGCGUCGUCGAAGAAACACCCAUGCAUCGACGCCAAAGCGAAGACACCAUUGCAGAGGAGAAGACUAAUACGACUAUGCAUUGGACAUCACCAUGUACGCGAAAACGCGAGUACGAAAGGAUCGACAAGGCCAACAGCGGUCUCCGGGGUUUCUUUCGCAAAGUAACACCGCGAUGUGUUUCAGGCCCGCAAGAGAAGUUUUACUCUGAGAAAGACCAAUCGGACGCUGGAUCCGUGCGACGUUAUCGCAUGGAAGACCUGGAUGACGAUGCGCACAUGAACGAGAAGGAUGCUGCGCGACCAAGGACGAGUCCGAUGCCUAGGCCGGGCUCAAGACCGGGUAUCGCGAAGAGGUGGACGUGCUUCUAG